Messenger RNA from Symbiodinium sp. CCMP2456, 181 nucleotides. NCBI's taxonomy places the organism in Eukaryota, Dinophyceae, Suessiales, Symbiodiniaceae. The record is from the annotation of a GenBank genome assembly.
GUCAGGUACCAUUGGUUUCCUCAGCCGUCGCACUGCGCAGGGGCGACCGAAGGUCUGGGGUAUGCAGGACGAGUACAACGAGGAAUGGUCCAGCAAAGAUUACCGCGAUAUCACCACAACGACAUCUGCGCAAGACUCACCUCAGAGGCCCCGCCUCCGCCAUGCCUUCACAAAGGCAUGA